Haliotis rufescens (red abalone) is the source of this 2163-nucleotide messenger RNA. RefSeq lists its product as uncharacterized. Bases 244 to 1965 code for a protein of 573 amino acids. The transcript is spliced from 18 exons. The record is from RefSeq and is a predicted model, not a curated record. NCBI's taxonomy places the organism in Eukaryota, Metazoa, Mollusca, Gastropoda, Lepetellida, Haliotidae.
UCCUGACUGUUUGGAAGGCGACCAGAUUCAGGUUUGUGUGACUAGGGAACAGAGCCUGUUCAGAUCUGGACUGUUCACUAUGAGUUGAGGACAAACUACAAGUCGGCUUCUAGAAAUGGAUUCUUAUCUGGUGUCACCAUAAUUCAUUAGAAACUUGCAAAUGAAAGAGACAAAUUACAACACAGACCUUCCAGUGUUUCAAGUAGUGAUGAGAAUGUAGACCAGCUGAAGAUUCAGCAGGCUAUGCUAAGGAGGCAGGAGCUUAUAGACAGAAUACGACAAGAACAAAUUUCCGAUUUCAAUCGUCCAAGAUCGCACUCCGAGCGACGUCGCUUCACACCUGACCCCCUUCCACCCCCACCGUCACGACUUUCAUUACCAGAUCUACAUCGGCACUGCCACUACCGUCACGUCACCCACAACCGAGGUUCAGGAGGCGUAGCAGCCGUAUCAGUAGCACCAGCAGAUAUGUCUCAAGUGAAGCAUGUGAUUGAACACAAGUACCGUCAGCCCGAACUCCCAGCCUUUCAAACAUACCAGUUACCUCCCAUAGCCACGCCCCCAGCAAUCAUCCAGCCGGCUAUACAGCCGGCUAUACAGCCAGCCUACGCAGCCAUGGCCUCCCCUUCCCCGCUAAUCACCAGUGUCCCACAUUUCCAGACGUUAGACAUGGUGGCUCCACGGAAAGAGGAAAAGUCUACUUUCUUUAACAAGGGAGAAUUCAUGGACAUGAUGAUGAUGCAAAAUGCCCAGAUGCAUCAUAUGGCGAUGCAACAGAUGAUGGUCAAGAACAUGACCCCCCAGCAACCACCGCAGCCGGUGUAUCCAGUGGCGGCUGCAGAGCCAUACACUUACCCAAGACCAGUGUACCACCAUCACUAUGGCGGCAUGGCGGCACCAGCGGCGCCAAUGAUGUACCACCACCAGUCAAUGCCAAAUUACGACAUGUCUAGAGGGUCACGAGGUGGAGGAGGAGGGCUCAGAGGAAAGUCAAGGUUCAGAAGAAAAUAUGAUGGAGAGUUUCCGCCCAAUUCGAAGAAAACGCCUGAUGCUGCCAUCCCCAUCCGCCACUUAGAGGUAAAUAACUACCCCUUUCCUGGAUCAAAGGGGAUCAGGCGCCUCCGUCAUAUUGCGUAUUGUGCUUGGUUUAUAGCCUCUCUCAAAGCUUCUGUCAAGAAGAACCAAGGCAGUAGACCUAGUAGUGUGUUCUUGUUCGGGAUUAUAUUGAAAGAAAUAGUGGCAGCCCUGCAUCGGCUGUAUCUCAAUCCAACUGGCAAUAUUUAUCCUGUGAUGGGGGAUAUCAUAGGGCCGAAUGCGAAAGACCUGUCAUCACUUGUGGGUGGGCGGAAUAUCACACGAGACCAGGCCCAGCUGCUCCAAGUACUUGCCUAUGUUGUGGAAAACCUCAUCUACCACAUCACAGAGAUCAUGCCAAGGUCAGGAGUAUUGGGAACCCAUCGAAAAGCAGCUGUAUUUGAACUCAUCAAGAAUGGCCAACGCUUUCCUGAUGGAUACUUCUGGCAAGUGGAAUUGGACCGCAUCCAGUUCAAUGGCGCGGGCAAGACAACAAAUAUUGGACAACAGGAGGCAUUUCUGUUGUUGGUUGGGAUCUUCGUCUCCAGGAGUCUAAUCACAACUCUGCUGCUGAAGCCUCUUGACUAUGGACUUUCCACGGAACCCCUGAGUGACACCCAUCAGCGGAACCUCAAGAUCCUGUCCACAGUGUUACUGUACGUAGUACGCAAGUCCUCAGGACCCAAAGGACAACCAACAAUGCCAAUCCCAGGGGAGGUGGUCAAGUAUGUGUUCAAGGAUGAUGAGAUGAGAGGUAUCCAUCUUUCUCUUAGGAAAACAUAUGAAUACUGUGAGAACCUGUUGCGCGAGUGGGGCGCUGAGUACAUCAAGAGACUAAGAGAGGCUGCUGCUAGCGAUCCCCGAGGAGAGAAGCUAUCAACCAAAAAAUAAACUAAUCAUUGGAUGAUGAACUGCUGGGAGAGCUUCAGAAGAUCCAGAAGGCAGCAAUCUGAUUAUGUUCAUAUUUCGAGUUUGGAUGAACAUAUUUAUUUAAAACUGACAUUGUCAUCAACCCAACAAUCUCUUUAAAAUCAUAUCUAAGUUCUCGCUGCCGUUUAAACGAAGACCUGAGGACAUCCCAUUACGGGU